GUUUUCGGAUUGCGUGCGAUACAAGGAAACAAACCUUCGUGCUCCCGUUAAUCAAACCAAUUCCCCAGGAGAUGUAGGACCCAGUUGCAUAAUCCCCAAUUACCCCGACAGCCGGUUUCGGUCCUACGUUAAUUGCUGUGGAGACAACGCAGCUUCCUGCUAAUUAAAUCUGGCAUUAAUGAAACGCUUUAUCGGAGUUAUAAAACCCGAUAUCGCCUCGGGAGGUGUCAGUCGCGUGCAGGUUCAGGAGAGACGUUAAAAAAAACAAUGCUGAUAAGAUUAGGUGCCGCGUGCGGCUGUGUCCUUUUAGUUCUUCCUCUAGUUCUUAGCAUAAGUGAAGAACUUCAAGAGCUGGUGGACAUGCUUCACAAUACAUGCGUAGGAGAGACGGGGACAUCAGAAGAGGCUAUAGAGAACGCCAAGAAGGGAGAUUUUGCUGACGAUGAAAAAUUUAAAUGCUACUUGAUGUGUAUUAUGGUCCAAAUGGCUUGUAUAGACGAAGACGGAAUAGUAGAUGUGGAGGCGACCAUAGCGGUCAUUCCAGAGGAAUUCCAGGACCUCGCAGCUCCGAUUAUUAGAAAAUGCGAUACGCAAAAGGGAUCCACCCCUUGUGAAAGUGCUUGGCUGACGCACAAGUGCUACUACAACGAAAAUCCAGAUGGCGAAACCAUGAAAAUCUGUGUUUUAUUUGUUUUGUGUGUGGGAUUCCCAGCUUCAAUGUGUAGUUUAGAGGAAUGGAGGGCAAUGGGGGCUCCGAUUCACAAAACCUGCGUGGCAGAAUCAGGAGUAGACGAAGUUCUUAUCGAAAAGGCGAACUCGGAAAAGGUGCUGGAAGACGACGAGAAACUGAAGUGCUACAUAUUGUGUCUCAUGAAGCAAAGUGGUUGGAUGGUCGAUGACAAGACGAUUGACGUGGAAACUGUCGUAAUGGUUCUACCGGAUGAAAUGAAAGAAAAAGCAACCCCAGUAGUAAGAGCAUGCGGAACAAAAGUUGGUGCCAACCCCUGUGAAACUGCCUGGUUAACUCACAAGUGCUACGCAGAAAAUGGACCCAAUGCAUAUGUCCUUAUCUAAUUCAUUUCAAGAAGGUACUCGAAAAUUGCUGUAACUGAGUAAGGAGGUUGAAUAAACUUUUAAUAUAC
Anoplophora glabripennis (Asian longhorned beetle) is the source of this 1142-nucleotide messenger RNA. RefSeq lists its product as uncharacterized. Lineage: Eukaryota; Metazoa; Arthropoda; Insecta; Coleoptera; Cerambycidae. The coding region runs from base 268 to 1074 and encodes 268 amino acids. The record is from RefSeq and is a predicted model, not a curated record. The transcript has 11 exons. Gene Ontology annotation, molecular function: odorant binding. Gene Ontology annotation, biological process: sensory perception of smell.